This is a messenger RNA of Brassica napus (rape), 2086 nucleotides long. RefSeq names its product probable E3 ubiquitin-protein ligase RHA4A. The record is from RefSeq and is a predicted model, not a curated record. Bases 682 to 1326 code for a protein of 214 amino acids. The transcript has a single exon. NCBI's taxonomy places the organism in Eukaryota, Viridiplantae, Streptophyta, Magnoliopsida, Brassicales, Brassicaceae.
UAAAAAAAAGAUGGAAUUCGAUAAGAAAGUAUUGUUUACUUCGUACAACAAAUAAAUAUUUGUUUAGGGCUUUGGUUUUUAUGGUUAAGUUAUCAAUUUUUCAGUUGUAAAACAAGUAACAAGUAAUAUCAAGGCGAGUUAUAACUUUUUUUGUGAUACUUAUUACUUGCCUUGUACUUGCAAAACUCAACGACUUGAUACUUGACUUGGCAACAACGAGUACUUGAAAAAACGAGGCGAAUACAGAUCAAGUAGCGGGUAUAUGGCAAGUAACGAAUAUUUGCGGGAGCCCUCUCUCAUCUUCUCCUUGUUUUUUCUAACGCUCAGAUUUUAACUAAAAAAGGAAAUAACCAAAAAGGAUCAUCAUUAAAUGAUCAAAUUAGAAAAAAAAAAAGGAAAUUUAUCGAUGGCAAAACAGUAAAAUCCAAUAAUCCAGUUUUGGAAAAGGAAACAUUGAAAAACUGCAUUAAGCUUCACAACGCCACAUUCUUUCUAUAUAAACCACUCUAACUCAGACUCUCUCUUUACAGACAUCAACAACAAUCUUCAUCGUCUUCGUAUCUCAAAUUUAGGGUUUACUUUCAAUCAAAUUCUUCUUAUUUCUUUCGCAGCAAUCCCGUUUCAAAUCAUCUUCGGUUUAUUCUUGUUUUCAUUUUCUCUGCUUCUUCUUGUGCGGCCAUCAUGGAAAUCGAAAUUCAUAGAGCUGAAGUCUACACGAGGGUGUCUAACCUACCGAGACACUUGAUGUGGGUUACCAACACAGUCCAAAUUAAUCUAGACGAAUUGAUCCGACACGAAACUGGAGCGGUAACUGUUUUAGGAUCACGUCGCAUCCGCUUGAGGCCACGUGGCCGCGGCUUCAGGCCACGUCAGCUCGCUGGGCUCCUUCGUGACGAACAUGUUCCUGAGUCUCCAUACUUGGGCAGAAAAAUCGCUCUUGAUAUCAAUCAGCAAUUUGCUUUUGAUUCUUCUCUUCAACAACAACAAUCUGUUUUCGUAUCGGUCAAUGUCAAACUGAUCAGAGAGAGGACGCUUAUGCCCCCACUGCCGCCGCCUGAUUUUCUUCACACUCCUCCGUCCUGGUCGAGAGGUGCUUCGAGUCAAGUUUUUCAGAGGCUGUCUGAAGAACAGAGAAUGGAGUCCAGAGAUUUGGUUUUGAAAAACGAGACUCAGUGUUCCAUUUGUAUUGAUGACUUGUCCAAGACUCGUGAGAACAUCAUUGAACUGCCUCAGUGUUUGCAUGUUUUUCAUCAAGAUUGUCUCUUUGAGUGGCUACGUCGGCAAAACUCGUGUCCUCUGUGCAGGAGAGUUCCGUACGAGAUAUAAGUUGGGAAGUUUGUAACGUGUAGUACAAGUUCUCUUACAAGCCCUAGGGUUUUAAUUUUCAUUCGAUACUUUUCUCUGUAACUUUUAAUAUAAAACGUCAUAUUUUGUUCUGCUCAUUCCAAUUAUUCACUUUUAAUGAAACUGAAAGUUACAUAUUGACUUGUUAGUUCAUAUCUUGACUUCAUGUCUUACAUCAUUGUCCAUUUGUUUCUACAGUUUUAUCUCUCUGUUAGCUACAUUCUCUAGAGGAUUUUUUCAUUUUUAUAUUGGCCUCGCGGAUGCUUCAUGAUUCCCACUAUGUGUAUUGUAGAUUCCUUACGACUGUGUUUAAUUGGUCUCUUGCCUGAUCCACACAUAGACAGCAGUUAAAGGCAAACUCUACUGUCCUCCUCGCGGCCCACGUAAGCAUAUGAUCUAACAGUACUGCUGCUUCAUCUGACCUGAAAGCAAUCCUCCAGCUGCAAAACAAAACAAAAAAAAACUGUGAGCUAUGUGGGAUUAACAAAGAUGAAAAAGGUUCUGACUGAAACAGAACAGACCUGAAGCUUUAAACUUUCCAUUUCUGCAGGCUGCAGCUGCUACUUUUUCAUGUGAUGAUCUCAAGUAGUAUCAUUCCGACCUGUUACACAUCUUCUUUCUCUCCACUCUCUACAUUGAAAAACGGUUCCAUAAGAUAGCCCAUGUCAUGUUUGCUUUUGUUUAACUUAUUCACCGAACAUACAUGCUGUUUAAGACCAAACUAGAUCUUGAUCCGCACAAC